AUGCCUAAUCCUCCCUCCCCACUAUCACCAGUCUCUUCAGGCAAGAAGAGACCACAUCCUUCCGACACUCCCCCAACGCAAACCGACCCCGCGACCAAUUCCUCCGCCCCGGCGGCUGUGCCUUCCACCUCACCCGCCCAUUCCACCGUCACCCCUUCCGCUUCCUCAUUCCGCAAUGUCUCCGCCUGUAAUCGAUGUCGACUGCGCAAAAACCGCUGUGACCAACGCCUCCCGCGCUGUCAAUCCUGCGAGAAGGCCGGCGUGCGCUGCGUCGGAUACGACCCAAUAACAAAGCGGGAGAUUCCCCGCAGCUACGUCUAUUUCCUGGAAUCGCGCGUGGCGCAUCUCGAAAAACAAUUAGCGGACAACAACAUUGAAUUUAAAAAGGCCGUCGCUUUCGACGAGGAGGAGGCUAUCAAGGUCGAGGCUGAUGACAUCGUGCAAACUCGUUCCGGUUCCGACAAUCAGACCGGGGAGGGGUCUGCGGCAGAAAAAAGGCAGUGGAAGAACACAUCGAAAGAAGAUGCCGGUCGAAUGGUACGAAAAGGAGAGGGGAAUAAUCGCGAUGCGGAUGACGACCCCGCUAACGAGGAAAAUUGGCGCCUGCAUAAUUUGGUUUCGAAUAUCGGCAUGGUCUCUGUACAGGGCACUUCUGAUCCGCGAUAUCUUGGGUCGACAUCAGGCAUUUCGUUCGCCCGUGUAGUCUUCGCUGCGGUAAGGAGCUCACUCCCCGGUAAUAUGCCAGAGCGUGCACAGGCUCGAACGAGCGAUCGAUUGCCCCAGAGUGCUGCUGGCACUGCUGGGGAGGGGGGUAGUAUGCGCGAUUCCUUCUUUGGACUGCAGACAAGGCCGAUGAUGAAAUGCGCAACUUUCCCUGACCGGGAGCUGGCUGAACGGCUGGUCGAUCUCUACUUUGAACACGCGAAUCCUCAGAUGCCGAUUCUCCACCGGGAAGAUUUCAUGGAGCUAUUGCAUAAGACCUAUUUGUUAGAAGAGAAGAAGCGCUCUGCGCGCGCGCUUUAUGUGCUUAAUAUCGUGUUUGCUAUUGGUGCCGGAAUCAUCUUUGAGGAUAAACCUCAGAGCUCCGAUGAUGAGAAUCGCAGUAGUCGUGACCAGGCUUCGUCGGGUCCAAAAAGACCGAGACUAUCGAGCCAUCAGUACCAGCCAGAGGAAUAUCAUGCCUCGGCAAUCGUUCAUUUGGAAUCGUUCCUUGGCUCGUCCUCCAGCGAGGGCUUUGGUGGAUUGGAAGAGCUGCAGGCAGUGCUCCUUCUAGCCAGCUUCGCCCUAUUACGACCCGUUGCACCGGGUCUCUGGUAUAUCGUCGGCGUAGCCACACGCUUAGCCGUCGACCUCGGGCUUCAUUACGAGGAUGGAGCUGGCAUUGACUCCGCAACGAAAGAUGGCAACCAAGCGCAGUCACGAAUCGAUGCUCGUGAACGCGGACGACGCGAAUGGGUACGUGAUAUCCGCCGGCGGCUGUGGUGGUGCGUCUACAGUUUUGAUCGUCUGGUAGCCACGUGUGUUGGACGACCAUUCGGCAUCAGUGACCAGGCCAUCAGCACAGAGUUUCCGUCUAUGAUGGACGACAAAUACAUCACUAAGUCCGGUCUUUUGACACCGCUGGACGGGGCCCCAACGUAUAAGCAUGUCGCAUUCCACUAUUUCAAACUGCGUCUUCUUCAAUCCGAGAUUCACGAUGUCCUCCAAUACCAACAGACGCGCGCUGUGCGAAGGAGAGGCCCUGGUGCAGUUCUCCCUCACGCCGAGCUUUCCUCCCCUUUCCUUCAAGGCUUUGACUCCUUUCGCUCGUGGCGCCAUGAUGUGCAUCGUCGAUUGGUUGAGUGGCAAGAAACUGCCCCGACACGACCGGAAACAGGCGUGAGAUUUUCCAUUGAGCUGCUUGAGUUGAAUUACUGGCAAGCUAUCAUUUUGCUGUACCAACAGAGCUUGACUGUUCCUGCUGAGUUGGCGGGAGAGCUUACUCCUGCGGAUGAUGUUUCCAGCCCAACCUUUUCUAAUCCCGAUGAAGGUGACGAGGAGGAUCAUGUCUAUCUUAAUGUUGCUGAGGCUGGUCAAAAGGUCAUUCGUAUCUAUCGCCAAUUGCAUAGAGUGCGCUUGGUGAAUUAUACCUAUCUUGCUACGCAUCACAUUUUUAUGGCUGGAAUCUCCUUCUUAUAUGCCAUCUGGCAUUCACCUUUGGUUCGAAGCCGCCUAACCCUCGACGAAGUCGACUUCACUGUUCUCGCCGCAACUUCUGUGCUAGGCGACUUGAUGCACAAAUGUCCGCCGGCUGAAGCAUGCCGGGACGCGUUCGAGCGCAUGAGCAAAGCAACCGUCCAAAUGUGUCUAUCGACAACUGGAUUUGGAUCACAGGUAGAUAUGAGCCGUGUCCAUGCCGCCUCAAACGCGGGCAAUCCACUCUACCCCGGCCGACCGCGGCAGCCCAUGGACCAACGACCCCGUGCAGGCCAAGGGCAAGUACGGCGAGUGAUGCCGGCACGCCCGUCCCGUCCUGUCCCCAAGUUCGACAUGAACUUGGCUGACCUCUUCACCGAUAAUACUCCCUUAGCCGACCACCCUCGACCCGAGAACAGAACCGGAGGACCAUCGUACCCUCAACCAGACUCGGUGGGUCCAAACUUCUCAACAGACCAGUCUUCACGGUCUUAUGGACAGCCCAAUCCAUCGAUGGAUUACUAUCUCAAGUACGAGAACCCAAACUCCCCGCAACCGCACCCUCAGUUCUACUACGCGAACUCGCCGCAACACAGUGGAUCUCCCGGUAGCAACACGCACACUCAUGGUUUACCGCCUACCGACUCCGAGGCUUCUCAGGGGAUGAGUCUUGAUUUCUUGGAGUUUGGAUCGGGCGAUGCCGAAGGCCAGGGUAACAUGGAAGGCGAAGCCAAUCCUGACUACAAUAUGUCGGCUUUGCCAUCUUUGGGUCACAACCUGGGCCAGAAUGUUGGAAUCGAUCUUGGCUUUGGUAUGGCGAUGGACUUUCAGCAUGAUUGGAGUGAGAAUCCUAGUUAUGAUCUUUUGGAAGGCUAUUUCUUUGGUGGUUCUGGGGCUGGCGCACCUGGAGGGGAUGUCUAG
Penicillium coprophilum is the source of this 3096-nucleotide messenger RNA. RefSeq lists its product as uncharacterized. Gene Ontology annotation, biological process: positive regulation of transcription by RNA polymerase II; DNA-templated transcription. Bases 1 to 3096 code for a protein of 1031 amino acids. The record is from RefSeq and is a predicted model, not a curated record. Gene Ontology annotation, molecular function: DNA-binding transcription factor activity, RNA polymerase II-specific; zinc ion binding; sequence-specific DNA binding. Lineage: Eukaryota; Fungi; Ascomycota; Eurotiomycetes; Eurotiales; Aspergillaceae. The transcript is spliced from 3 exons.